This is a messenger RNA of Dicentrarchus labrax (European seabass), 7702 nucleotides long. RefSeq names its product nuclear receptor coactivator 3. Gene Ontology annotation, molecular function: protein dimerization activity; nuclear receptor binding. Gene Ontology annotation, cellular component: nucleus. The coding region runs from base 244 to 4851 and encodes 1535 amino acids. The transcript has 23 exons. The record is from RefSeq and is a predicted model, not a curated record. NCBI's taxonomy places the organism in Eukaryota, Metazoa, Chordata, Actinopteri, Moronidae. Gene Ontology annotation, biological process: cellular response to hormone stimulus; positive regulation of transcription by RNA polymerase II.
ACUUACAGAACUGGCUUCUUGGGCUUUCGGGAGUGUUUCCCAUUUAAACAAACAGUGCCGAAGAUGGCGGAGAGUUAACGGUGUAAAGAAGAAAUUAUCGAUCCGGCAGAGAGAGAGAGAGAGAUUACGUCCACAAGACUCCAUUGACCAGCCCACAUAGGACCACACCCCCAGAGUGUGGGGAGGGGGGAUCUGAUCGUCCAUCAUCUCGGCGCCAUCACAAGGUGCUGAUAUGUGCACACGAUGAGCGGACUGGGGGAGAACUCCAUGGAGCCUCUGAGCUCAGAAAACCGGAAACGCAAGCUUUCCACUUGCGACACGCCUGGUCUGGGGUGUGAGAGGAAGCGACGGGAGCAGGAAAGCAAAUACAUAGAGGAGCUAGCGGAGCUGAUCUCCGCCAACCUUAGCGACAUCGACAGCUUCAACGUCAAACCAGACAAAUGUGCCAUCCUCAAAGAGACGGUGCGCCAGAUCCGCCAGAUCAAAGAGCAGGGAAAAGCUUCAUCCAACGACGACGACGUCCAGAAGUCAGAUGUGUCCUCGACAGGUCAGGGGGUCAUUGACAAAGACCACCUGGGGCCUCUCCUGCUGCAGGCUCUGGACGGCUUCCUGUUUGUGGUGAACCGGGAAGGCAGCAUCGUGUUUGUGUCGGACAACGUGACGCAGUACCUGCAGUACAAACAGGAGGAGCUCAUCAACACCAGCGUGUACAACAUUCUCCAUGAGGACGACAGGGAGGAGUUCCACAAGAACCUGCCCAAGACCAACAUAAAUGGAGUGUCGUGGGGAAGCGAGGCGGCCCGACAGAAGAGUCACACCUUCACUUGCCGGAUGCUGGUCAAGUUUGGCCACGCCCACGGCCCCAUGGAGGAGGGGCCAGGAGGGCCCCGCUACGAGACCAUGCAGUGUUUUGCUCUUACCCAGCCUAAGGCAAUGAUUGAAGAGGGCGAAGACCUUCAGUCAUGUAUGAUCUGUGUGGCCCGUCGGGUGACAGCCAUGGAGAGAACAGAGAGUUUCAACACGCGGCACGAGCUUUCAGGUAAACUGAUUCAGAUCGAUCAGAACUCUCUGCGAGCGUCGAUGCGUCCAGGCUGGGAGGAUUUGUUGAGGCGUUGCAUUCAGAUGUUCCUUCAGCACAGUGACGGGCAGCCCUGGUCGCAUAAACGCCACUACCAUGAGGCCUUUCUGCAGGGUCACGCUGAGACACCCUUGUACCGCUUCUCCCUGUCUGACGGCACUCCAGUCACAGCCCAGACCAAGAGCAAACUCUACCGCCACCCCAUGAGCAACGAGCCACAAGGCUUCAUCUCCACUCACCUACUACAGAGGGAACCAAAUGGUUACCGCUCAGCUCAGGGUGGGAGCAUGAUGCCGAACACUAUGAGACAACAGAGCAUGGGAGGACCCAACCCAAAUGCCCAAAUGAACAUGAACACCGGUGGGGGGAUGGGGAUGGGUGGCAUGGGCAGCAUGAACAGGGGCUUCGGCAUGAAUGAGCAGGGCCACAUGGGUCACAUGGGUCCGAUGGGAGGUGGCUCUAUGUACGGAGGGAGCGGUGGAGGAGGAAGUGGAGGCGGAGGCAUGGGCAACCGCAUGAUGCAGAUGAAUCAGAUGGGCCAGAUGAAUCAGGUUGGGCACAUGAAUCAGAUGAAUCAGAUAGGUCCCAUGAAUCACCCGAGCCAAGGCAUGCAGCAGCACCCACAGCAGCCCCCAUUUCAGAGCAGCGGAGGGUUUGGGCUGAGUGGCAUGAACAGCCCUUCAGGAAGCCCCAGAAUGGGCGGCCCCCAGCAGGGACUCCUGAUGUCUCCCCGAAACCGAGGGAGCCCAAAGAUGGGCGCCAACCAGUUCUCACCUGGAGGCAUACACUCUCCCAUGAGUGGCAUUGUCAGUGGUGGAGGAAGUGGGGGGAGCACCACCACCUUCUCCAGCAGCUCCCUAAACGCUCUACAAGCAAUCAGUGAAGGAGUAGGGAGCUCCCUCCCCUCAACCCUAACGUCCCCCUCGCCAGCUCUUAAACCAGACAGCUCUCCUAGCAUCCACUCCUCCUCCACUUCCUCUCAACCCAGUCAGCCGGCCAAACCAGGCCAAGACGGCUCUAAAAGCCCUGCGGGAGGCUUGGGGCCUGGGCCCAGUGACCAUCACCACCCCAUGCACCAUCACCACCAUCAUCAGCAUCCUCAGGCUGAGAGUUCUGGAGACCGACCAGACAGUCAGGCAGCAACAGCCACUAAAGAGCCUGGAGAGGGAAGCAAUGAGGCUGGGGUGGCGAGCUCAGAACCCCCUCGGAGGGUGCCAGACAGUAAGGGGCAUAAGAAGUUGCUACAGUUGCUGACUUCCCCAACUGAGGAACUGGGAAUAGGUGGCAGCGGGCCAACAGGGCCCCCUGUACCACCCCCACCAACCAGCAGCAGCACUCCUGCAGGCUCAGACAAUAAAGACCCCAUUGGAGGCAUGACUAGCCCGUCGUCUACUGGGGUCUCCUCCUCUUCUUCAGCCAGUGCCAAUCCAGGCCAAGCGACUGGGCCAGGGGGUGUGUCAGCAUCGCUAUCGUCAGCCCACUACACAGGCUCACUGCAAGAAAAGCACAAGAUCCUCCACAAGCUUCUGCAAAAUGGCAAUACCCCAGAUGAAGUAGCUAAGAUCACAGCUGAGGCUACUGGAAAGGUGUCACUGGGGAACCAGGAAGGCGGUGAGGCUGGAGCAGGAGGAUCGGGGGCUGGGACCGGGCCUGGGAUGACGGAGCCCAAGCAAGAGCAGCAUAGCCCCAAAAAGGAGAAGACCCAUGCCCUCCUCCACUACCUCCUCAACAAGGAUGAUUCCAAAGAGCCAGCCGAUGUCAAGCCUAAAGUCGAAGACCUGGACGGGAAGGGAGCUCCAGGGGCCGCUGGCGGCCCUGCACGGAGCGGCCCUGGAUCAGGACCUGGCCCUGCACCCGAACAUCCCGAGAGCAAGAUCAAGUCAGAGCCACCUGAUGACUUGCACAACCUGGAAUCUAUCCUUGGAGAUUUGAGGGGUUCAAGCUCUGACUUUUACCAGGAGCAGGCUGGAGGUGGAGGGGCUAACGAGUCGGGAAACAAACCCCAGGGUUGCCUUGACGACAGUCUGCAAGGGAGUCCUGGAAUAGGUCCGGGGCCUCGGGGGCCCUUCCAAAGGGCCAUGUCCAUGGACGGGAAGCCUCCAGGGCCUGGAGGAGCAGGUAGACGCCCCAUGCUCAUCAAGCAGGAGAACAUGAUGGGCAGCCCAGACGGCUACCCAGGAAACAUGGCAGGACCAAUGAAUAGAGGUAUGGUUCCCCAGAGGUCUCCCAUGGGGGGUUCGGCAGACUGGGGCAUGCCCCGCUCCAGUGCCAGCCCUGUGGGCUCAGCUGGACACCCCUCCAUGAUGCGGCCGGGCAUGGAGUACAACAGUAACAAGGGCAUGAUGUCUGGACCUAUGGUCAGCCGCUCCAACAGUGUACCGGGCACCAGGUCUAUGCUGCAGCAACAGCUUAUGGAAAUGGGAGGCUCUGCUGAUAUGGGUAUGGGUAUGAGCCCCUUCAGCCAGCAGGGCCAGCCCAACCAGUCCCCCUCCUGGCCGGACACUAUAAUGGGCAUGGAGGGUAACAGACGCCAGUUUGGCAACAAUUUAGAUGAUCUUCUGGUGCCUCCCACCACCAGUGAGGGUCAGAGCGAUGAGCGGGCGCUUUUGGACCAGCUGGACUCUCUGCUGAAUAACACAGAUGGCAUCGCUCUGGAGGAGAUAGACCGAGCCCUGGGCAUUCCAGACCUCGUCAGCCAGACCCAGGGAGCCGAGCAGCAGAUGGAGCCUUUUCCAGGGCAGGACCCGUCUAUGGUGCUGGACCAGAAGCCUCUCUAUGGACAGGGCUAUCCCGGACCCCCCCCAAUGUCUAUGCAGUCUGGCUAUGGUGGGAACCCCAUGCAGGGACAGGCCCAGCAGGGGGGGUUUGGGCCCAUGCUCUCUCAGAUGGGCCAAGGUGGCAGCUUCCCCGGCAUGGGUGGAAUGGGCGGCAUGGGACACCCCCGUGCCAACAUGAUGAGACCCAGAAUGAUGACUGCCAACAAGCCCAUGAGGCUCCAGCUGCAACAGAGGCUGCAGGGACAGCAGUUCAUGAAUCAGACACGGCAGGGCAUGGGCAUGAAGAUGGAGAACCCGGGAGGCAACCCUGGCAUGAGGCCCAGCAUGCAGCCUGGCAUGGGAGGACAGCCGGGAUUCCUCAAUGCUCAGAUGAUGGCUCAGCGCAGCAGGGAGAUGGUGACCAUGCAGAUGAGGAGGCAGCGCAUGAUGAUGCUGAUGCAGCAGCAGCAGCAGCAACAGGCGGCGGCGGCCGCUGCUGCAGCCGCAGGAGGCUUCAGUCCGCCUCCAAACGUCACGGCUCCUGGUGGCAUGGACAAUCCUAUGGGAGGGCCAAGCAUGGGCCAGCCGGGCCCCCAGCAGUUUGGCUACGGUGGGAACUAUGGGAUGGGCCAGCAGGGAGACCCCUCGUUCGGCCCCUCAGGCGGCAGUCCUCCUAACGCCAUGAUGCCCGGUCGCCUGGGGCCUCAAAACCCCAUGAUGCAACAGCAUCCACAGGGCGGCCCGAUGUACCAGGGUGCCGAUAUGAAAGGCUGGUCGCAGGGGGGCAUGGGACGCAACAGUUCGUACCCACAGCAGCAGUUUGGGCAGCAGGGACCUCCAGGGCAGCAGCAGUUUGGGCAGCAGGGGAAUCCAGGCCAGUAUGGGGGCAUGAUGAUGAACGGGGGCAUGCCAGCCAGUGGAGGAGGAGGUCACAUGGGCCAGAUGGGAGGGCAGAUGGGUAUGAACCCGAUGGUGAUGGGACGCAUGCCUAUGGGGCCUGAUCAGAAAUACUGCUGAGCAUCGUGACAGAAGCAUUUGUCUCACUGUGAUCUCCAUUCAGAGAUAGGACACGGCUGCAGCACUGGAGUGUGUGGAGGACCAGGCAGUGUGUGUGUGUGUGUGUGUGUGUGUGUGUGUGUGUGUGUGUGUGUGUGUGUGUGUGUGUGUGUGUGUGUGUGUGUGUGUGUGUGUGUGUGUGUGUCUGUGUGUGUCUGUGUGUGUCUGUGUGUGUCUGUGUGUGUGUGUGUGUGUGUAGUGCUGCACUCCCACCAGACGGGGGAGUGAACUUCCUUUGGACUCGUGGCCAGUAAUGGCAGUCUGGCUACCAGGGGGGAAAACAAGACAGACUGUCACAUACAUAAAUGAAAACACACACAGCGUUCAUAAGAAUCAGAAACACUGUGACACACAUAAACUCAUAAAUCUUAAAAGACAGUCAGACAGACAACUGUGUGAUCCCUCUUGUAGGCUGUAGUUUUAAUAUUCCUCUCUUUAGGAGCUGUGUGUGUGCCUCAGUAAACACACACCACUUGCUGGACCAAACGGUGAAGGUCGACAGACACUCGAUCACAGACUUGGACGAACGUGUUAAGACAUCCUCUCCUUUGUCGAAUGUACCAUGAAGCUGCGUGCUGAUUUAAAAAGUGGGAUUCCUUCUCUUGUUUUCUUUGUGAGAUUUUUGUCUGCCGCCUCUCUGCUGCUCCUGAAGGAUCUCUGUGUACGUAAAAGUAAACACGGUUCUCGAUGACGAGCCAUCAGAUUGUGACACUCAGUUGAAUGUCAUUAAGCAGUAGCACAUUGUUUCGUCCUCCAGGACGCCGCUGGGCUAAAGUACGACUGAUUUACUUGUUGGCUGAUUGCACUUUAAGGAAAGGCCAACAUCAAAAGGAUUGUGGCAAUAUAGAGGCCUUUACCCAAGAAUUAAUGAAUAGCAGCAGACAGUACUGUUUAUUUUCGUGUGUGUUUUCCAACUUUUCCUCUCUUGAGUGAUGGGCGCUGUUGAUUGGAAGUGGGUAACCUUGAUGAUCUUUGUUCUAAAGUGGGAACCAGUAGAAAGGCAGUAAGCACAGAUUUUAUCCAACGCUCUCGUCUACAGUGAACCGAUUUAUAAGAACAGGAGAAAUUAACCGUUUUUAAGUCAUUUUAAAAAAUCACUCUGGAAACAAACAGACUUCUAUUACUGUUCAAAACUCAACUUAUAUUCAUACAGAUUCAUGUCGUGAACAUUUUAUCAUUCCGGUGGUCAUUUUAAAACCCAAAUGUUGCAGAUAUUUUGGUUACCUUGCACCAAUUUACAGUGUUAAUACAAGUGCAGAAAUGAAAUUCAUUGCCAAUUAUAAGAUUAUGUUUAUAUGAGCUCACACUGUAAGAGAAAGUGUAUGUUAGAUUUCAGUGUAGGCGUGCAGAUUUCUAGCAAUAAUCCUUCCUCCUGGUUUUCCUCUGAGGACAAAGCUGAAGUAUAAUUUACUCAAAGCGACGGCACUGCAGUAUUAGACAUGAUAUCUUGUUUGGAGCUUUUUUUUUUUUUCUCUUUUGUCUGUGAAUAUGAAUUGUAAAUACGCUUCAAAUGUACUAUAUAUAAAUAUAUAUAUGCUUUUGUAGGUCACAUACUGUUUUUGCACAGAUUGUAAGGCUUGAUAUUUAAAAGUGUAAUUUUCUUAAUCCGUCAUAGGUCAGCUUUUAUUUUCAAUACUUUAACCAUUGGUUGGAAAGGAAGGGCCUCCUUUUUGUAAGCAGUACGUGUAGAUUUUCUUUCAUACUGCCACUUUCUUUUUCUCAGAAAGCUCUUUUUAUUUUCUGAGGACAUAGUCUUAGCUAAAGAGGUGCUAGUGUGUACUUUUUUUUUUAAUAAAUUAUUUUUCUUUUGACAAAAAACAAAAAAAGAGAGAAAAACACAAAAUAUGCCUAUACAAAAAGAGUUGACACAUGAUUGUGUUAGGCUUCUUAGGGGCCCAGAUGUCUUACCAGAUUGUGGGGUUGAUAUUUUCAGAACAGAACCUCAUGCUUCCAUGUGCGACUUUAGAUACAAGACUUUGGAAAUCAGUCUCCACUGUAUAACUGUCCAUAAGUCCUUUUUAGGUUUGUUCACAGCUGUUUAAUCCUCAUGGAAGCAACACAAGAAGUAGUUUGAAUCCCUAAUUACUUGUCAAUCUCUUGACAGGUUUGUUGUUUUUUUGUUUUUUUAAACAUUUAAGUUUGCCUUUAUUUUCAUCGUGUUUCCUGUGAAGCUUUUGUUGAGAAAUCUACCUUUGAACACAUGCUCAAUCCAAAGAUUUUUGUUUGUCAUUCUGCAGUGCUUAGAAACAGUUCCUGACGUAGAUCGUGCAAGUACUCAUGUGUGCUUUUACUGUUGCACAUAACCUAUAAUAUACAUUGAACUAAAUAUGUUUAAUUGCAUAUAUUAUAUCCCCCAUGACAUAGAGUAGACAUGAGUCUGGUUCUGCUGAGGUGGUUUGAGUUUUUGUUUGUGAUUGUUUCUUCCUUUCUGUAGAACUUAAGGCCAGUUGAAUUGUGGUGCUGCAAACUAAGGAGAAUGUUUCUAAGCCGGAAAGGAGGUUUCAUGAUUGAUGUCAUUAUGUCUCAGAAUAAUAGCUUGGAGUUGUUUUUUUUAACCCCAGUCUCAAUGAAGAAUAUGAAAGUUUAACCUACAAAUAUAAAAAAAAAAAAAAAAAAAAAAAUUACUGUGUUUUGCUUUAAAGGAAAUAAACUCUUCUCGGUGCAUCGUCGGCACUGAAGAAAAGAGAAAACACAUCUGGGAAACAUACAGUCAUUAUUACAGGAUGUAAAAUACUAUUGCAUUUUUUUUUUCUUACCUUGUUUCUUGAUGUUAAUAUCGAUGUAAAUACAAAUUUAUAUUUAAACAUUACAA